This is a messenger RNA of Lathyrus sativus (Indian pea), 2064 nucleotides long. The record is from the annotation of a GenBank genome assembly. NCBI's taxonomy places the organism in Eukaryota, Viridiplantae, Streptophyta, Magnoliopsida, Fabales, Fabaceae.
AUGGCCAGAAACCUAGCCAAAUUCCUCUUACUGUUUUACACCAUUUCGAUCUGCAACGCCGUCACGAAUCCAAGUCCAAUCUCCGAUUCUCACCGUUCCGCCGCUUUACAACUCUUCGAUGGAUCCUCUUCAAGUUUAGAAGAAGCCUAUGAGGCUCUAAGAGUAUUUGAGAUACUUGCACUUGAGAAUAAGCCUGAUGUGAGUGAAACCACUUGUCGGAAGGUUGUGGAAAAUCUUGGACCGUCAUCCUCUUUGAAGGAUUUGUUCUAUGCCUUAAAGGUCAAUGGCAUUUUAAAAUGCAAGGUUGAUAGGGGUGUUUUCCAGGAUAUUGCUUCAAGACUUAAAGCUACUGUCAAUGAUGCAAGUGCUUUGGUUGACAUGUACUAUACAAUAGGAAGUUUGGUUCUUAUAAAGGAUCAGGCACCUGAUGUUGAUGCGCUUCUUGCUGAUACUGAUGGGACAUUCCAUUCAAUCAAGGCUUUGAGCCAAAGUGAUGGAAGAUGGCGCUACAGUUCUGAUAUUCCAGAAUCUAGUACCUAUGCUGCUGGAUUAGCACUUGAAGCACUGUCUGGAGUCAUCUCAUUAGCAUCUUCUGAAAUUGAUCAGUCUAGGGUAAAUACGGUGAAAAGUGAUAUAUCGAAGCUCUUUGACAGCAUCCAGAAAUAUGAUGAUGGAACAUUUUAUUUUGAUGAGAAAUUUGGCGGUGGUCGCGAGCAUCAGGGUUCUCUUUCGACAUCUUCUUCAGUUGUUCGAGGGAUUACAUCAUUUGCCGCUGUAACUUCUGGAAAAAUAGAUCUUCCAGGGGAUAAAAUAUUGGGUUUAGCAAAAUAUUUUUUAGGCAUUGGACUUCCAGGAAGUGGCAAGGACUUCUUCAAUCAAAUUGAAUCAUUAGCUCUUCUGGAGAGCAAAAGGGUUCCCAUCCCAUUAGUGCUGUCACUUCCUGCAACAGUUUAUUCAUUGUCCAAAAAAGAUCAGCUCAAGGUUACGGUGAAUACAGUACUUGGUUCAGCUGCACCACCUCUUACUGUUAAGCUUGUUCGAGCUUUCCACACCGAUGCUAAAGAUUCGGCUGUUAUUGAGGGCAAGGAACUCCAGUACGAUCAAAGUAGUGGACUUCAUAUCAUGGGUUUCCCAGAUUAUGUGGAUGUGGGAACAUAUGUGUUUGUUUUUGAGACAGCGCUUCAUGAUUCUGGUAGUGAAAAUGAUUAUGCUAUUGGAGGCCAAAUUCACGUGCCAAUAUAUGUCACUGGCAUUGUUAAAGUUAGCAAUGCAGAAAUUGCAGUUCUUGGCAGUGAUCUUGGAAGUGAUGAAACCCAGAAAAUGCUAGAUUUGGCUGGAACUGAUGUUGUUUCACUCUCAGCUAACCAUCUUCAAAAGUUGCGUUUUUCUUUUCAGUUGACAACGCCUCAUGGUCAUGCCUUUAAGCCUCGUCAGGCAUUGCUUAAGUUGAAGCAUCAGACAAAGUAUGAACACAUCUUCGUGGUUGGAAAUACCGGCAAGAAGUUUGAGAUUAUUUUCGAUUUUCUUGGCUUGGUGGACAAAUUUUAUUAUCUCUCGGGAAGAUAUGAUAUUGAGCUGACCGUUGGUGAUGCUGUCAUGGAGAACUCUUUCUUGCGGCCACUUGGUCAUUUAGAAUUAGAUCUUCCAGAAGCACCUGAGAAAACAGCGCAUCUUCCCCCACUACCUGUCGAUCCUUACUCAAGAUAUGGGCCAAAAGCAGAGAUAGCUCACCUGUUUAGGGCUCCUGAAAAGCGACCACCCCAGAAUCUCUCUCUUGCUUUUUUGAUUGUGACCCUUUUGCCAUUCAUCGGCUUUUUGGUUGGGCUAUUGCGCUUGGGGGUGAACUUCAAGAACUUUCCAUCUUCAGCACUACCUGCCUCAUAUGCCAUCCUAUUCCAACUUGGCGCUGCCGCAGUUUUAUUGCUUUAUGUACUUUUCUGGGUGAAGCUGGACUUGUUCACUACACUCAAAGCACUAGGGUUUUUGGGAGCUUUUCUGAUGUUUGUGGGACAUAGAAUCCUUUCCCAUCUCGCUUCAACAUCAGCUAAGCUGAAGUCUGCAUGA